Messenger RNA from Stylonychia lemnae, 1347 nucleotides. Lineage: Eukaryota; Ciliophora; Spirotrichea; Sporadotrichida; Oxytrichidae. The record is from the annotation of a GenBank genome assembly.
AUGGAGCAAUUAGGGAAUUCGCAGAAAGCUUCUUUCAUUGCUUUGCAUAAAUGCAUAAAAAAUAAUACUCAAGAAGGAAUUAUUAGGUGCUAACCUUAGACUUUAUUUGGUAUAAUUCUUAAAUAAAGAGUUUCCUUAAUGACUGGAAUAAGCAUAUUCAUAGUCUCUUUGAUGGGGAACCUAGCUGUGACAUUCUUUGGUACUACUGCAAAUAUAGUUUUGAAAACAUAAUUCAACUUGAAUAAUGAUGAAGAGCUUAUAUAAGUUAGCAGCAUAAUAUAUAUGAUAACAGUCAUAACAUUGGCUGUAGUCAGUCCUUUUGUUGGGGGUCUAUGUGACAUUUUAGGAAGGAAAAAAUGGAUGUCUAUUUUAUUUAUAUCUACUGCAGUUCUUUGUUCAAUCCUACCUUAUUCGGCUAGAAUUUGGAUUGAUUUUACAAUUAUUAGGAUUAUACUAACGAUUGAGAACAACUCAAUGAUAAACAACACCUUAAUAGCAGACUAUGUAGAAAAAUAAAGUAUCGGCAAAGCAGUUAUUUAUAAUAAUUUUAUGAGGUACUUAGGAAACUUCAUGUCACCUAUACUUUUUCUAAAUCUAAUCGCUCAUACUUCUAUUAAGAUAACAUAUAACAUAAUAGCUGUACUGCUAUUUUUAACAGGUGUGUUUCUAUUCAUUUCCAUUAGAGAACCUUUAGAUUAAUAACAGAAUUUCAAAUUACUAAUUAUUAAGGAUUCUAUCAAUAAUUUGAAUAAACUCGAUUAACCUUUAAGUUAUUGGAGUAAUAUCAAGAAUGGACUUAAUGAAUGCAAAAAUAACCCAAUUUUGAUAUUCUGCUUAAUUCAAAACUUUGUAGUAAGAAUGGGAACUGUACUAAGUUCAAAUGGCUACACUUUAUGGAUUUUAUCAAAUAUUCAAGAUUAAAAACAAGCUUUUGAGCUUUUAGCAUUUGCUCUUGCUCUCUCUUGUGCUCUUAAUUUCUUGAUAUAAAUUCCAUUAAUAAAGUUACUUGAUAAAAUUCGCCCCAAAUUCUUGCUAUGUUUUGCACAAUUAUUCAGAGCUUGCGCGCUUCUGAUGCCUUUAUUUAUUGACAAUAAAUGUUCUAAGCAAGUUUCUGCUAAUAUUGUUCUGAUGUCUCUAGGCAAUGGGAUGACUAACGUUGCAAGAGAUAUGAUUUUUCAAAAAAACCAAGCAGCAUAAUUACAUUUUUAAAAUCUAGAGGAGCAGUUCUAGGGUUUAUGGACUUAUUUUAAAAUGUUGGAAUUCUAACUUAUUUAUCUAUUUUCGCAAUAUUUUCUAGUACUAUCGGACUAGAAGGAUGCUUCGCAUUCCUUGGUAUAUGUGAUUUGA